Pomacea canaliculata is the source of this 2093-nucleotide messenger RNA. Its product is annotated as 2'-5'-oligoadenylate synthase 1-like. NCBI's taxonomy places the organism in Eukaryota, Metazoa, Mollusca, Gastropoda, Architaenioglossa, Ampullariidae. The transcript has 8 exons. Gene Ontology annotation, biological process: regulation of ribonuclease activity. Gene Ontology annotation, cellular component: cytosol; membrane; nucleoplasm. Gene Ontology annotation, molecular function: double-stranded RNA binding; 2'-5'-oligoadenylate synthetase activity. The coding region runs from base 335 to 1231 and encodes 298 amino acids. The record is from RefSeq and is a predicted model, not a curated record.
UUAUCAAUCACUGGCGUUAGUUAUAAGUGCAGUGAGCUGAUAAGGGCGUUCAUCUGCACUCUCUUCAUGUGCGUGUAGCUAUAUUUAGUAGCCAUUCACAGCUUGUGUCGUGGCAGGGCAGAUAUAGAUCCACGUAAUAUCCUUCUUAUGUAAUGUUGAUGAAAUAUCAGAGAAGUCUCAAAGAACGAUUUGUUUUGGUUUUUGAACCGCACUCAAGUUAAAUGUUUUUUUUUCUGAGCCUCUCUUCGGCCUAUACCUUCCGCGGGAAAAAAAAUCAUUCCAGAUCCUAAAGAUUUGUGAAUCGCAAAAUAAAAAUUACAUCUGGAAGUGAAAAAUGGAGGAAGUGUUCGAGGAACAGCUGCCUGGUGAAACACUGGAUCAUUUUGCAAGCAGGAAGGUUACACCCACGCGAUGGGAAAAAAAUAACUUCCGCUCUAAGACUGAUGACAUUGUCCGCUGCUUACAACAAAUCUCUCACCCCUACUCUGUGAAGAAGGUGAUAAAGAGUGGUUCAGUGGGUAAGGGCACAACCAUACGUGAUAUAUCAGACAUCGAUCUUAUCGCUUUCUUCAACGACCUGACAUGCAUCGAGGACCUUAUAGAUGAAAGAAAAGUACUGCUCGACAGCAUUCAGGGUGCACUGCGCCGGUCGCUUGGUUUAAUACCAAAGAAACGAGACAAAUACAUUUUGUCAUACAUGUGGGACGACUUCAAGGUGGACAUUGCUCCUGCGUUUGACGUCCUGUCUGAAUAUGAAUCACCUUUCGAAGUCUAUCAAAUGAUGGAGGAGUACCCGAAGAAGGUAGCUGCUCUUCAGUUCUCAGCAUCUCUGGCUCCCCUUCAGGUUUCAUUUGUCAAGCCUGUACCAGAACAGGUAAAAAAAGUCAUUCGUCUCCUAAAGGUGUGGAAAGAUGAGAACGACCUUGGCAUCCGUUCCUACAGCAUUGAAAUCCUGACUAUAUAUAUCUGGUCCAAGAAAUGUGAGGACAACCCAGGUACUGAUCACCUCUUUCGUGAGGUCAUGAGGCAGCUGGCUACGUGUGGUACCCUCUGUGUAGCCCUGGACGACAAUUAUAAAAGCUCAAGAUACACUCGGUACAUGAGGCAACCCUACAUUCUGGACCCAGCGAACCCGUACAUGAACACCCUUCAUGGGGUGUCCAUCGGAACAGUCUCAGAGUGUGCCAAGAGAACCCUCAGAUCGCUCAACCUCAGACUUCAGGAAUGGUAGUGCGGACUUUUACCAUGCCCCUAGUACUAUUCCCUACUUUGUAUAAAGGACAGUAUUCACCGGGUGAAUCGCCCCAUGAACUCCCUGUAUUGGCAAACAAGUUUGGACUUAGCUUGUUGAUUAAAGUAUUAUUGUCUUGAACUUUCGCCUUCAAGCAAUAGUCUUACUGGGACCUUAACACACAGCUUUGCCAAACUUGAUUCAACUAUAUUUCCAUGACUAAAAAGGGCCUGUAUAGUCUUCAUACCUCCAUCCAUGAGUACUUUUAGUUCAUGAUGCACAUAUAAAAACUUGUUUGUCUUCCACAUGAACGAAGCUCCACUCGCACUUUGCACACAAACAAGAUUUUAACUGUGCUGCUCAUACUAAUCUUAUUUUCACUGCACCACUAGCUCUUUUUUCACUGAACAAAUAAACAGCUUUAUUUGUUAAACACAAAAAGCACAUCUAAGUUUCAAUGGUAAAAAUUUAUUUUAAUGUAUAAGAAAUUUAUUAGCACCAAGUAUUUUUUUUAUUACAGGCAGAAGUUUUCUUAUUAUUAUUUAGACCCAUAAACAAGUAGUUUGCUUUAUUAGUCCAUAUUAACAUGCUUCUUAUUGUUACCAUUAGUAGCUUACUAUUUGUUGCACAUAUUUAUAAUUUUAGGUGUUCAGCUAAUUUUAGAAUAUACAUAUCAGUAGUUUUAGUUUGAACUAUCAAAAAAAUGGCUUUGGGGGCAAAUCUGUCUUUAAUUUGUCUGUAAUUUGUCUUUUUAUACUUCAAAUAUCGUAAUAGUUUAACAGAAUAGAAGUUUUGGGAAGGAUGCGUGUCUUAUCUUAUACUUUUAGUAUUUAUAUGUAAUAAAUUCCUGUGAUAGUUCUAA